Messenger RNA from Monopterus albus (swamp eel), 1356 nucleotides. RefSeq lists its product as uncharacterized. Lineage: Eukaryota; Metazoa; Chordata; Actinopteri; Synbranchiformes; Synbranchidae. The coding region runs from base 24 to 1178 and encodes 384 amino acids. The transcript is spliced from 3 exons. The record is from RefSeq and is a predicted model, not a curated record.
UGAAGAUUGCUCCAGCUUCAGUGAUGCCACCUGCUUCUUCAGAGAAGACGCUUCCCUGUGGCUCAGAUUUCUCCUCCAAAGCCGUUCUGUGUCUGAUCGAGGCCGUCGGGCGCCGCUGGGGCCUGUACGAGACCCGGGAACGCUCCCAGCUCUUCCAGAGCGUCCAGGAGGAGAUGGCCUCCAAGGGACACGUGCUUCCUGUUGAAAAGAUUCGCCGCAAGUGGAACAACCUCAUUGUCACAUACAAGAGGGUUAAAGACCGCAGCCGGGAGACGGGACACGCUAAAACAUCCUGGGAGUUUUUUGAUCUGAUGGAUGCCACGCUCUGUGACACUGUCGGUACUCAGAUCAUCACCAACAAGAGAAACAAAGGUGGCAACGCUGUUUCUGCACCGCCCUGUCCUUCUGUGAAGGUUGCUGCAAAACCUCAGCUUCCGCAGCCCUCCACCAUCGUCCGUCCUAGUAAUGGCGACUUUGCCAGGGCUGCUGCUGUGGAGUCGGCCGGUCAGGGAGCCGCCAGUAGCGCUGCUGCCAUAACCUCAGUGACUACAACGACCUUAAGUCCAACCAGUGCUCCAGAGCUCAAGCCCCUGAUUGUCCUCAACGGUGACGUUGUUACAACCAGCAUUCACCCAGCCACCAUUGUGCCAGCUCCGACUUUUAUCUCCUCCCCUUGUUUCACAGAAACAGCCUCUACUUCCCCUUCAUUCGGUUCGACCAGUAACACAGACCCCAACGCAUCUCGCUACGUAAGCUGUAAAACUCCAUCCUUCUCGUCAGGUGUCAUUCCUUUUCGCCUCAAUGUGGCGCCACUAAGCAACAAUCAGAAUCGCCUUGGCCCCUCCCCCUCCUUCCCUCCGACAUCCUCUGGUCUCACGUCUUCUGUUGCCACCUCAUUGUCUUCUACAACCAUGUCAGGAGCUGAAGGACAGAACCAGAAGGGAAACGAGGAGCAGUGCAGCGCCGCUUUGUUUCAGGAGAUUCUGAAGCGGCAGGAGGAGCAGGCCUACCUGGAUCGAGUGGCUCGCCGCAGGGUGGAAGCCCGAGAAAAGAGGCGGGAGAGGAGGGAGGUGCGGAUGGCAGAGUCCCUGGGCAGGAUCGCCACAGCCCUGGAGCUGCUCUCCUCCAAACAGGACACAGUCAUCGCCCUCCUGCAGAGACUGGCUGAUCGCAAGUGAUGCAGGGCGAAAGGCUGGAGAGCUUUAAACUCUUCUCCCCUGCCGGGAUCAGGCUUUUGAAAACUUGUCACGUGUUUUGGUUCAUUACUUUGCUGCACUAACAUCCAAUAAAAACAUUCUCCUCAAAUGCACAGUUUCUGUCUGAGUGGGCCACAGUGUGAAGAUCUUUUCUGACCCA